Molecule: messenger RNA, 1239 nt
Organism: Symbiodinium pilosum
Lineage: Eukaryota; Dinophyceae; Suessiales; Symbiodiniaceae
Source: the annotation of a GenBank genome assembly
AUGGAUGAACAGCCAGAAGCAGAUGAUUCCAAAGCUCCCAGCGGCAAAGGCAAGGCCAAGGGUAAAGCCCCAACAAAGUCUGCUGAUACCGGUGCCGCCAAAGGCGGAAAGAAGGGGGCCGGGAAGGGCAAGGGUGCUCCAAGCCUUUCCAAGCAGCCCAUCACACCGACCAAAGUCAUGAAGCCGCUCUGGUGGAAGAGGCUGCUCUUCGGCACUGACCUGCAGCCAGGUGCCAUUUGGGACAAAGUGCGCGACGAGACUGCGAGUUUACCAGCAGAAGAGCUUGAACAGCGCUUUGGCAAGGCUCAGCCUGUUCCUAAGACAGGCGCGGCAGGUGCAGCGGGCACGCCGGCUAGCCGAGGCACUGGUGAGGUGAUUCGGAUCCGCAUGGACGCUGUUCAAGAUCGUGAGCUGCGGCUCCUGCCUUCACCAGCCGAGUGCAGUCGUGCGCUGCUGGAGCUGGAGGACCAGCGCCUGGCCCUGGAUGAGCUGGAGCGCUUGCAGAGGGCUUGCCCAACCCAAAAAGAGCUGGAGCUCCUGACCGAGGCCGAUUUAUCCGACAUCUUCCAAAGCUUGGAGAAGUCGGAGGCCGUCCCGGCCCUUCUUUCAUUGGUUCUGGGCACAGGGAACUGCAUGAACCGCAACACUAACCUAGCAAAUGCGCAAGGCUUUGACAUUGAAGUCUUGGACAAGCUCCACAGCAUAAAAGGUGCAGAUGGCAGAAGCCUGCAGGAGCUGAUUUUUGCAGUCUUCUUUGACUCGCUGAACAGCCAAGCGGCGGCGUUUGUGGAAGCAUUGAGCCCUCUGCUCCAAAAUGUCAGCCGCCGUAUCAUCCACGAUUCUGAGGAGGCAAAGGUCAGCAAAGCAGUACAUGUGGCUUUGGAAGAGUGUGACGAAGCCGUCUCCUCUCUUCAUGAGACCACCGUCGAGAUUCAGACUGCUCUGCAGAAGUGCGCAGAAAGCCUCGAUCCAGCAGAUCCUGUAAGGCUUCGUUUGCAUCGAGAGUUUGCAACAGCCACAAAGAUGAUCGAAAGCCUGGUGCAGCUGCGGAAUGCUGUGAAGAGUCAGUAUGACAACGUACUGCGGUGGCUGCAGGCAUCAGGCUGGAGGACCCGACUUCGGUACGUUUGGGAUCAUAUGCAUAUUUCCAGAAAUAGCAGUGGUGCGAUGGAGAUCUGUCCCUACCAGGAUGUACGGAAGCCCUGUCAUUUCCCAAAGGGAUUCGAGCCUUCAGACUAA